AUGUCAACACCGGAUAAUAAUGGCACAUCCCGCAAAAGAAGGCGCGUUACGAAUCACGAUGCCACCUCCCCAGCCAACUCCAAGACCACGCCUAUUCUUCUCUGUGACGACGAUGAAGAUCAUAUAACGCCCUCGAAGAAGACGUCAUCAUCUGCAAAGUCCAAGAAAGAUCCAGCGGAAAAGCGUCUGCGUCGGUACCGGGCGAAACCACCUCAGACCUUCCUAGCCAAACUCUCUCGCGCCCAGACACAGCGCAUGAUCGUUCUUUCGCGCACUCGGACAUCCGCUGUAAGCGAGGACAUCGCCAUCGUUGGUAGUACGGGAAACAUCUAUACUGUCACCAUUGGCCAUCUGCCGAGCUGCACCUGUCCUGAUCACGGCAAGGGCAACGAAUGCAAACACAAGGUCUACGCUCUGCACACGGUCUUACGCGCCCCGGACCACCUCGUCUACCAGCUCGCUCUCGUGACCGAGGAACUGGAGUCAGUCUUUGCUGCUGCCCCGCCCAUCCCUACCGACACAGUCUCCGACGACGACAAAGACACCGCCACCAGCAAGCGCAAACCCAUCGAGGACGGCAGCGAAUGCCCCAUCUGCUACAUGGAUAUGCUCGGCACAGAAGAGCUGGUCUGGUGCAAAGCCGCCUGUGGCAACAACAUGCACAAGAACUGCUUCGACCAAUGGGCCGCCAGCCAGCGCGGCCAGACAGUCAAAUGCGUCUACUGCCGCACGCCGUGGGAGGUGGACGCCAGCGAUCUAGCAAAGAUGAAGACGCAGGGUUCCGUGGGCCCAGACGGGUAUGUCAACGUUGCCGAGCAGUUUGGCUUGAGUGGACAGCGCGACUACAGCAGCUAUAAUUCCUACUGGGUGCGUAGGCAGUUUGGCGUGGGGUACUGA
Molecule: messenger RNA, 897 nt
Organism: Cyphellophora europaea CBS 101466
Lineage: Eukaryota; Fungi; Ascomycota; Eurotiomycetes; Chaetothyriales; Cyphellophoraceae
Exons: 1
Coding region: 1-897 (298 amino acids)
Molecular function (GO): ubiquitin protein ligase activity; zinc ion binding
Source: RefSeq, a predicted model, not a curated record